UUUCAGAUUUCAUAAAGUAAUGGUACCAAAUAUACGAUAUAUCGGAAAUUAUGACAUAAAUGCGGAAGGGAAAUUUCUUUGGGAGAUCCUUUGUCAAUUGCGAAAUCUUGGAGUUGGAAGAAUUGUGACGAAGAAUGAAUGGGGGAGAAAAUGGCCGAAACAACCGUCUUACCUAAAAAUUGUUCAGGUAAAAUGGAUGGAUUGUUUGUUUGGUAAAAUGGAUGGAUUCGGGAUAAAAUUAAUAAAUGAAUGACGAAAAUGCAUUUCGGCUUGUCCAAGUAUGGAUCGUUGGUUGCUUCGAGGAAAACUUUGGGCUGAUUGGACCUAUAGGGGCAUUAAUUUAGGUUUAUAUGAAUUUAGCACCGACUUAGCACGCUCAGAUUGGCGUUUAAUCCAUAAGCACGAGGAAGACGAAUUCAUGAAAUGUGAUAAUCCAAUGAAACCAAUAGAAUAUCCGAAAACGAUGCCACUUCCUCCAUAUCUCCGAGCUGUAUGUGAAAACGGUGAUGUGGUAAGAAUGGAGGAAAAACGGAUAAAUUUGGAUUUGUGUUUGGAUCCUCAGUUUGAAAUGAUUAAGCAUCUUUUCAAGCAGGUUGAAACUCGACAUGGAAAUUCUGUUUAUGACGAAACAAGACCGGAAAUUUGGUUAGAUUUAUAUGGUGAUGAAAUGCCAACAAAAGUGGAGGCAUGGACGGCUGGUCCAGCAGAGUUACGACCCCAUUUUGACAAUUCUGUUCCGACGCCUUGUCCACCGGAGCUAGACAACAUGUCAUUACCUGAAUUCAAAUUCGAUUUUCCGAAGUCAGAAAGUAUUAACAAUGCUACAAAUAGCGAAAAUUCGGAUGAGAAUAAACAUCUGCAAAAUUAAUGUAAUGUUUAAUUAAAGGAAAUGGGAUCAACAUUGUUAUACUUAGCUGUAGAAAUGAUGAAAACAAAAGAUCAAGGAGGUAACUUUUCAUUAAUAAAGAAAAGGUAAGAACGAGAAAAUAUAUUCUUUCAG
Molecule: messenger RNA, 1000 nt
Organism: Loa loa (African eye worm)
Lineage: Eukaryota; Metazoa; Nematoda; Chromadorea; Rhabditida; Onchocercidae
Exons: 5
Coding region: 281-868 (195 amino acids)
Biological process (GO): mitochondrial translation
Cellular component (GO): mitochondrion; mitochondrial small ribosomal subunit
Molecular function (GO): structural constituent of ribosome
Source: RefSeq, a predicted model, not a curated record